AUGGGUCGCCGAUCGAAGAACAAGCAGGCGCCCCCGCAGCCUCUGCCGGAGGACCGCCCCGUCAACAAGGGAAAGAGGAAGGCGCAGGAGUCGUCGCUGCCCGCCAAAAAGCAAAAGGCGACUUCGGGCGCCUCUGCCACCACGCGCACCGCCGCACGCACGUCUGUAUCCAGCUCCAGACCAUCCACCAAGCCUUCCACAUCCAAGACUGCCGCAAAGCCAAGCUCCAAGCGCAAGCAGCCAUCGCCGUCGCCAGAGCCUAGCGAGGAGGAGGAGCUGGACGACGAGGAUGACGAGGAGCUAGAGGAGCUCGAAGAGGAGGAGGAAGAGGACGACGACGAUGAGGACGAGGACGAGGAGGAGGAGGAAAUUGAGGAAGCCGAGGAAGACCCGCUCGAGGCACUCGGCCUGCCAACGAACGGCAAGCUCACCGAGCGACAAAGGAAGAAGGCGCUCGCCGAGGCAGAACGUCUCGAGGAGCUGCUCAAGAGCCAGGGCCUCUCGCUCGACUCGGACGACUCGGACGACGACGAGCAGGACGGCGAGGAGGCAGAAGAGGAGGAGCUUGACGAAGAGCAGGAGCUUGGCGACGAGUUUGACCUCGAUGAGGACGACGAGGUGCUGGGCGAGGACGACGAGCAGCUGGACGAGGACGACGAGCCCAACAGCGAAGAAGAUGACGAGGACGAAGACGACGACGACGAAGAGGCAGACGAGGGCGCCGAGUUCAUGCUGCCUACGCUCGAGGAGCGCGAGGCGGAAAAGAUGCGCGGCGCGGAUCUGCAGCUGGUGCACAUGCGCAUCCAGGAGAUCGUGACGGUGCUGUCGAACUUCAAGAAGCUGGCGGUGGACGGACGAUCGCGCUCCGAGUACGUGGAGCAGCUGCUGUCGGACAUCUGCACGUACUACGGCUACAACGCCUUCCUUGCCGAGAAGCUGUUUGAGCUCUUUACGCCCGCCGAGGCGAUCGAGUUUUUCGAGGCCAACGAGACGCCGCGUCCGGUGACGAUCCGGGCCAACACGCUGCGCACGCGUCGACGCGAUCUGGCGCAGGCGCUCAUCAACCGCGGCGUCAACCUGGAGCCCAUCGGUGCAUGGAGCAAGGUGGGGCUGCAGGUGUUUGAGUCGAGCGUGCCCAUCGGCGCGACGCCCGAGUACCUCGCGGGGCACUACAUGCUUCAGGCCGCAUCGAGUUUCCUGCCGUGCAUUGCGCUUGCACCGCAGCCCAACGAGCGCGUGCUCGACAUGGCCUCGGCACCCGGUGGCAAGUCGACGUACCUCUCGGCACUCAUGCAGAACACGGGCACGGUUUUCGCCAACGACUCGAACAAGAACCGCAUCAAGUCGUUGGUGGCCAACAUCCACCGUCUCGGUUGCAAGAACGUCGUGGUGUGCAACUACGACGGACGCCAGUUUCCCAAGGUGAUCGGUGGGUUCGAUAGGGUGUUGUUGGAUUCGCCGUGUUCGGGCACGGGUGUGAUCCACAAGGACCAGUCGGUCAAGGUGAACAAGUCGGAGCGCGACUUUGCGCUGCUGACGCACUUGCAGAAGCAGCUUCUGCUGUGUGCCAUCGACAGUGUCAAUCCCCGCUCGAGCACGGGCGGAUACGUGGUGUACUCGACCUGCUCAGUCAUGGUGGAGGAAAACGAAGAGGUGGUGCAGUACGCGCUGCGCAAGCGUUCCAACGUCAAGAUCGUCGAUACGGGAAUCAAGUUUGGCCGCGACGGAUUCAAGGCGUUUGGCCGCAGCAAGUUUGACGAACGCAUGCCUCUGGCUCGCCGCAUCUUCCCGCACGUCCACAACCUCGACGGCUUCUUCUUGUGCAAACUCAAGGUCUCUCCCCCCUCCAACAACAACAAGAACGCCCCCGCGGCCGAGGCGGACGCCAACGCAGAUGCAGACGCCAUGCUGUCGUUGGACAACCCCGAGGACCAGAAACGCAUGGAAAAGUCGCUCAAAAAAGCAAAGUCGUCGCGUUGA
This is a messenger RNA of Moesziomyces antarcticus, 1980 nucleotides long. Its product is annotated as nucleolar RNA m(5)C methyltransferase; Nop2p. The record is from RefSeq and is a predicted model, not a curated record. Lineage: Eukaryota; Fungi; Basidiomycota; Ustilaginomycetes; Ustilaginales; Ustilaginaceae. Gene Ontology annotation, biological process: maturation of LSU-rRNA; rRNA base methylation. The transcript has a single exon. The coding region runs from base 1 to 1980 and encodes 659 amino acids. Gene Ontology annotation, molecular function: RNA binding; rRNA (cytosine-C5-)-methyltransferase activity. Gene Ontology annotation, cellular component: nucleolus.